Meloidogyne enterolobii is the source of this 601-nucleotide messenger RNA. Lineage: Eukaryota; Metazoa; Nematoda; Chromadorea; Rhabditida; Meloidogynidae. The record is from the annotation of a GenBank genome assembly.
UUUUGUCCCUCUUUUUAGAUAUUUUUUUUAUUUUUUAGUUUUCAAAAUUUUUUUUAAUUUAAUGGCAACACCUUUAUUUAUUUUUUACCGUUCACCAUUAUGUCGGUUUUAUGCUCUACCAAUUUUUCACCGCAAUUUUCACACAGGAGAUCUACCUUUUAAAAUACCUGCUCCAAUAAAGCGUUCUUCAACCGAUAUUCUUCAAGCAAUGGCUGAUACAGUCAAAACGGAUGAAACUGCCCCUCAUUUUGCUUAUAUAGAUGAUACGGCGACUAUACCAACAACCACUUUACAAAGGAAGAAUUAUUUACUUGCUAAGGAAUUUGGUCGUCGUACAGCUCUUCGUUUGGUCGAGGAAUGGCCAACACUUUUUAUGUUAGACAGAGACCAACCUAGAUUAGCUGUAUUUCGCCCUCAAAAACCUUUAAAUCCUGAGCUUGUUGAACCAACUGAACAAAAUUUAUUACAUAUGAUUACUACAAGACAAGUUGUGGAUGCCGUAAAAUUGUAUGAACGAAUGGGGGAAAAUGCAAAAAAUAUGGAAAGUAGUACAAAGGUUUGUUUUUUAUGUUUUCUUGUUAGACAGGCACGGGCUGGGUAA